Molecule: messenger RNA, 1230 nt
Organism: Chaetomium globosum CBS 148.51
Lineage: Eukaryota; Fungi; Ascomycota; Sordariomycetes; Sordariales; Chaetomiaceae
Exons: 2
Coding region: 1-1230 (409 amino acids)
Source: RefSeq, a predicted model, not a curated record
AUGUCUAGUUCUGACAAACAGGGUACUGGCACUGGCAACCCUACGACCCCAAGGCCGCCGAAGACAACAACCACACCUUCAAAGUCGACAGGCUCGGUUCAAAAGGCGACCAGCAGCACCACCACCGCCGCGCAGAAGCCCAAACCGGUAGUUACAAAGCCCGCUGCCGCUAAGCCCAAGCUUGUGCCGGCCUCCGCAUGGGACGUCAAGGGCCUUCGGGUGUUGGUACCGGACAACAAGGGGGGCUUUGAGAAUGUUCCACCCGGGACCAAUGUCUUCGACUGCACGGCAUCCAUCAUCAGCAUGGCUCUGGAUCUUUUGGAGACCCGGUCCAGCAUCAUCGCGCUCAGGAUGCACACGACCAGGGUUAUCGAUGCCAGCCAGCACCUACCCAAGGUGAGAAACAUCCAGGACGACGAUAUCGAGCCCACAAUCCGGAGGUACCUCGCAACCAUCCGCGCCAGCUUUCCCCACGUCGUGGUCUCCGACAAGUACGGCAUGGCCACCAUGAACGGCCGCACCAACAAGAGGGAGUGGAAAGAAGGGGCCGACCCCAAGACGGCGACCGUUAUCGAGCUCAAUGCCAUGGCGGGGGGGCACAAAGCGCUGCCAACCGGUAAAUCGGCCACGAACAUGCGACGGUUCCGCAAUCUGCACAUGCGGCUGUCCAUCACCAUGGCGCACGAGCUGGUGCACGUGUACAACCUGUUCCUGCAGGGCGGGCAGCACAACCACACGCCGCCCAACGUCAGCUACGGGCCGUACGGCGACGACAGGGUGGGCGAGUCGGGCCGGUACUGGGAGUACUGGACGCUGGGCGGGUGGGUGGACAUGCGGGCGGACGGCAACGGCAUGGAGACCAUCGCGCUGCGCGACAGCCACGGGCAGAAGGCGUGGGUCAUCAAGCCCGAUGCCGUCGACGGCCUGCUCGGCCGCGAGUUCAGCAAGUGGCUGCAGCCGAGCACGCCGCUCAACGACGAGGAGCACCCCAAGGGGCAGUUCGUGGACAAGAUCACGCCGCUGAACUGGAAGGACAGGUACACCGAUGUGUUUCCGAGACCGGCGGCGCCGGUUAAGGGUGCGGCGGCGCCCCAGGUCGAGUUUACGCCAAAGCAGGUUGCUGUCCUGAUGGGGGCGGAUAUGAUGAGGACGCCGAAGUACAAUGUGUGUGGUAAUGACUUGCAGGCGUUUGGGUUGGACCCGCGGACGAAGCUGCGCUUGGCCGCUUAG